This is a messenger RNA of Cladophialophora yegresii CBS 114405, 4119 nucleotides long. Its product is annotated as ATP-binding cassette, subfamily B (MDR/TAP), member 1. Lineage: Eukaryota; Fungi; Ascomycota; Eurotiomycetes; Chaetothyriales; Herpotrichiellaceae. Gene Ontology annotation, molecular function: ABC-type transporter activity; ATP hydrolysis activity; ATP binding. Gene Ontology annotation, cellular component: membrane. The record is from RefSeq and is a predicted model, not a curated record. The transcript is spliced from 3 exons. Gene Ontology annotation, biological process: transmembrane transport. Bases 1 to 4119 code for a protein of 1372 amino acids.
AUGAAUCCCGCUGGCCAGGGCGACUUGCCCGCCGCUGCGACUGCCAUUGAACAGAAUUUGGAAGAGAAGGAGAGGGCAGAAUUGGGAAUUGUCACAGACCGGCAACAGCAUACAGACCCGCUCACAGAGAAACCUCCCGUGACGCCCGUCUCCCCAAACCCGAAGUCCCCGACUUCUGCAAUAUCGCCUACCUCGCCCGUAUCGCAGUCUUCCGAUUCAGACACUCGCCCAGACCUCACCAAAUAUGACUCCAAGAUCGUGCAAGUACGGGAUAUACCAGAAGGUGAUGCCGCACUGGCUCACUUGCCUGACCAUGAGAAGAGCGUCAUAAAAAAGCAGUUGGAUGUCCCGGACGUCAAGGUCACAUACUGGACGUUAUAUCGCUACGCGACAAGGUGGGACAAGGUCUUCAUUGCAAUAGCCUGCAUCACGGCUAUUGGAGCGGGAGCUGUCCUGCCGCUGAUGACGGUCGUGUUUGGCAAUCUUUCGGGCAACUUCAGUGGCUUCGCUCAAGGACAACAGGACAUCUUGCGAAGCUUCAGUUCCACCGUGAAUCGAUAUGUGCUUUACUUCGUUUAUCUGGCGAUUGGAGAGUUCUUCUUGGUAUACAUCUCAACUGUCCUCUUCAUUUACACCGGCGAGCACAUCACCUCGAAAGUCCGCGAGCAAUAUCUCUUCGCAGUCUUGAGGCAAAACAUUGCUUACUUUGACCAUGUCGGAGCCGGAGAAGUCACGACCCGUAUCACGGCAGACACGAACAUCAUCCAGGAGGCUAUCAGCGAGAAGGUUGGUUUGACACUGACUGGCGUGGCCGCCUUCUUCUCGGCAUUCAUCAUUGGUUUCAUACGAUUUUGGAAACUCACAUUAAUAUGUUUCGCAACUGUCGUCGCCAUCGUCUUCGUCAUGGGGUCUGGUGGUAGGAAAAUGGCCGGAUGGAACAAAAAAUCGCUGGCCGCAUACGCAGUUGGCGGCUCCGUGGCGGAAGAAGUCCUGGCUUCAAUUCGCAAUGCAGUGGCAUUCGGCACACAAGACAAGCUGGCGAGGCAAUACAACGUCCACCUCCUUGAGGCUCGUCGCUGGGGUAUCCGUAGCAAGGGUGCUCUUGCCUGCAUGAUUGGAGCCUUGCUUUGUCUCCUCUUCUUGAACUACGGCCUGGCCUUCUGGAUGGGGUCGCGAUUCUACGUCGGCGGUGAAACGAACCUGGCGCAUAUCUUGACAAUCAUUCUGGCCGUUAUGAUCGGCGCCUUCUCCUUUGGCAAUGUUGGUCCGCAUAUGCAACACUUUGCAGCUGGCGUGGGUGCAGCAUCCAAGAUCUACUCAAUAAUCGACCGAUCGUCGCCCGUGGACCCCCUGUCUGAAAAAGGCGAGAGGUUGGACCGAGUCGAGGGCACGCUUGAGCUACGAAACAUCAAGCACAUAUAUCCUUCUCGACCCGAGGUUGUGGUUAUGGAGGACGUCAGUCUGUUGAUUCCCGCAGGCAAAACAACUGCUCUUGUGGGCGCCUCUGGAUCAGGAAAGUCCACCAUCGUUGGCUUGGUUGAGCGGUUCUACGACCCAGUCGGCGGCGCGGUCCUUCUCGAUGGGCACGACAUCAGCACGCUCAACCUCCACUGGCUACGACAACAAAUCGCGCUCGUCCAGCAGGAACCCAUCCUCUUCAGUCAAACCAUUCGGGAGAACAUCAAGAACGGCCUAGUUGGUUCAAAGUACGAGAACGAGACUGAGGAACAGCAGACCCAGCGUAUCAUCGAGGCGGCGAAGAAAUCGAACGCUCACGAUUUCAUUACGUCGCUUCCUGACGGCUAUGACACCCAUGUUGGUGAGCGUGGUUUCUUGCUGUCCGGAGGUCAGAAACAACGUGUUGCAAUUGCCCGCGCUAUAGUCUCCGACCCGAAAAUCCUUUUACUAGACGAAGCUACAUCCGCGCUCGAUACAAAGUCUGAAGGGGUGGUGCAACAUGCACUGGAGGCGGCCUCGGUCGGCAGGACCACGAUUGUCAUUGCUCAUCGACUAUCCACCAUCAAGACAGCAGACAACAUCGUGGUAAUGCAGCAGGGGCGGAUUGUCGAACAGGGCACUCAUGACGAACUCCUUGAGCGCAAGCAAGCCUAUUUCAAUCUGGUCUCUGCUCAACGCAUUGGAAAUAAAGAGGACGACGAGUCCGAAGACUCGACCGAGGCCAGCGAACCUGAACUGGCUCGAAUCCAAUCAACGAAGUCCGGUGGCAGUGCUGCCAUGGUGGAUCCCGACGACGAGAAGCUUGCACUGGGCAGAACUAGAAGCGGGAAAUCUGUGUCGUCCAAUAUUCUUGCCGACAAAAAGCCACAGAAGGAGGCCAAGUACUCUCUCUGGACCAUCAUCAAGUUCAUCGCAGGCUUUAACGCUCAAGAAUGGUGGAUUCUGUGCAUCGGCUUCGUCUUCACCGCAAUCUCGGGAGCCGCUCAACCCGUUCAAGGUGUCUUCUUCGCGAAGUGCAUCAUCGCACUGUCACGACCGCCGGAUGUUUUCCGACAUCAGAUCCGCUCCGACAUCAACUUUUGGUCGCUGAUGUAUCUGAUGCUGGCCUUCGUGACCCUGCUUGCGAUGUGUACCCAGGGCAUUGCCUUUGCCUAUUGCAGCGAGCGGUUGAUUCAAAGGGCCAGAGAUGGUGCAUUCCGGCGGUUUUUGAGGCAGGACAUAUCCUUCUUCGACGAGGACCAAAACUCGACAGGUGCUCUUACAUCUUUCCUGUCGACCGAGACAACGCAUUUGGCGUCGAUAUCCGGGGCAACACUCGGGACACUGAUCAGCUGUUCGUCCACCCUGAUCGUCGCGAUCGUGGUGGCACUCGCCAUUGGCUGGAAGCUCGCUCUUGUCUGCAUGGCCGCGUUGCCCGUCAUUCUCGGCACGGGCUUCUUGAGGUUCUGGGUCCUUGCGAAGUUCUCAGCAGAAAACGCGAAACAUUACGAGAAGUCAGCAGGCUAUGCGUGUGAGCAUACAAAUGCUAUCCGGACAGUCGCUUCGUUGACCACCGAACGCGAGAUCUACGCCGAAUACAAACGCCAGCUGCGAGCUCAGUUGCCUGUCUCCCUGAAGUCCAAUCUGAAGAAUUCGUCACUAUACGCAGCGUCGCAAUCCGGUAUGUUCCUGGCGUUUGCCCUCGGCUUCUGGUACGGUGCCCAGCUCCUGGCUCGUGGAGAAUACACACUGUUCCAGUUCUUCCUCGUCUUUAACGAGAUCAUCUUUGGUGCUCAAUCUGCCGGCACCGUGUUCUCCUUCGCUGGAGACAUGUCGAAAGCGAAGAACUCUGCGGCGGCUUUGAAGAAGCUGUACGAUCGCCAGCCAACUAUCGACCCCUGGUCAGACGAUGGCGUGACACUUGACCAUGUUGAAGGCACUAUUGAAUUCAGAGAUGUCCAUUUCCGAUACCCUACUCGGCCGGAUGUCCCAGUCCUUCGUGGACUCAAUCUGACCGUCAAGCCAGGGCAAUAUAUUGCUCUUGUUGGUCCGUCUGGCUGUGGCAAGUCGACCACGAUUGCGAUGCUGGAGCGCUUCUAUGACCCUCUUGCCGGAGGUGUCUACAUCGAUGGCAAAGAGAUUUCUAGCCUGAACCUCAACGACUACCGAUCUCAUCUGGCGCUCGUAUCCCAAGAGCCGACCUUGUACCAAGGCACUAUCAAAGACAAUGUCCUUCUCGGUGCUGACAGAGGCGAAGUCAGUGACGAGCAGAUAAUCCGGGCUUGCAAAGACGCCAACAUCUACGACUUCAUUAUGUCUCUGCCAGACGGCUUCGCCACGGACGUCGGCAACAAAGCUGCCUUACUCUCUGGUGGCCAGAAGCAGCGUAUCGCGAUUGCGAGAGCCCUCAUCCGUGACCCCAAAGUCUUACUGCUUGACGAAGCCACUUCUGCACUGGACUCGGAGUCUGAGAAAGUCGUGCAAGCAGCCCUCGACGUCGCUGCCAAAGGCCGCACGACCAUUGCGGUUGCCCACCGACUCAGCACCAUUCAGAAGGCGGACAUCAUUUAUGUCUUCGACAAGGGUGUGAUUGCCGAAAAAGGCACUCACCACGAGUUGAUGGCGCUCAGAGGAAGAUACCGAGAAUUGGUCAGCCUCCAGAGUCUGGAGAAGCAGCGGUAA